Penaeus vannamei (Pacific white shrimp) is the source of this 2635-nucleotide messenger RNA. Lineage: Eukaryota; Metazoa; Arthropoda; Malacostraca; Decapoda; Penaeidae. The record is from RefSeq and is a predicted model, not a curated record.
AUGAGCAGCCAGCCGACAUCCCGUGAAGUCUCCCCAACACCACGCCGCAUACCAGGUGGUUCUAACCCGGAUGUACGCGAGGCUGUCCAGAUGAUGGUCACAGAAGUAACCAUGUUUGACCAGAUCAUGGAGAAGAUCAACUCUCUAGUUGCAGAGGUAUGGGAGUACCAGGAGCAGAAUGAUGCCCGACUACAGCGCCAUAAAGAGGCCUUUGAACAUCGCAUGCAGGAAGGCACUCUAGAUCAAGAACACUGGAGGAGACCCGCCUUCAACUACGCUGCGCCCGUGCCUGUGGUACAUACCCGAGAACAGGAAAUUCAGGAGCUCCGCCGCCAGCUAGAGGAACGGAACAGGGAGCUGACUGAGGCCCGCCAACGACUACAGGGGUCAGGUGUUGCACCAGCACCCAUGGAAUGUGCCCAAGACCGAGAGAUUCAAGAGCUUCGUCGUCAACUUCAGCAGCGGGACCAGGAGCUAGCAGAGGUCCGCCGUCUCGCCCCCUCAGUACAACAUACCAUGACUAGGUGUCAAGACCACCAUCAGCAGCCUCCUGUCAUUAAUGGAAGCCACUCUCCUCAGCCUCUUCCUCGGAGCCGCCCCCACACUCCAAUACCAGAGCAGCAGCUGUAUCCUGAACGUCGACACACAUAUGACCCACAAACAUCCCUGCCACAGCAGUUCCGGCCUAGGUCUUCGCCUCAGCGUCCCCAGUCAGCACAUCCUUCGUCUCAGUUGUCUGGCACACCAUUUUCCUAUGUGUUCACGAAGGAAACUGUCCCGCACUUCAAGGGGGAUACUUCCGCCUCACAGCCGCUCAAAAAGAACCAAGCAAUAGAGAGUUGGAUUCGGACAAUUGAGAACAUUGUGAAGCCAGCCACAUCAGAGAUGUUCAUUCAGGCAGCGCGGGCAAACUGCAGAGGUCCAGCCGAGCUAAUCAUUAAUUCCCCUCUCUUCGACUCGAUCACAGAAUGGGACACAUUCAAGGCAGCUCUCCGUAGUAAGUUCCAAGGUACCUACACCUCCUCGGACUUCUACAAGGUUCUAUACGACAUGCGGAUGACACCAAGCCAAGCACCAAUGGACUUCUUUUUGCAGUUGGAAGGGCACGUCUAUCAGGGAUAUAGGGAUCACCGCGAGGCCAUUGGUGAUCCAUCCGAACUAGUGAAGAGGGUCUUCCUGAGUGGCAUCCCCGCAUGGCUCCAAGACUUCCUCUCUGUUAAAGAAGAUGGUAGCCCAACCCAGAUAGCCGAAACAGCACAGCGCAUCUGGAAUUCACGCAAUGGCAUAAGGCAUAGUGAUACUUCAGCAGAGGAAAAUCCCUACCACCCUAAUCGCCCUCCACGGGGUCGGGAUUUGUAUGCUAUGCCGGUAGUUGCUGAGCGUUCCAGUCCACCUUAUCAUCGAUCACCUGUCAGGGAGAGGUGGUGUGAGCAUCGGGUAAGAACUCACGGUACAUCUGAGUGCAGAGCCAGGGCUGAGACCCUAGAUCCACAGUCUCCGCGACGACGAUGCUACCAUUGCAGAGGUCCAGGACAUUUGGUGAGAGAUUGCCCCUUUCGUGAGCGCCAGGGUGACCAAGCUCCAGGAACCGCUGGCAGGUUCGAUCCAAGGAGCACCUCACGUGGAGACGUUACCUCUCAAGAAGGGAAUGGCAGUGACAGGGCCUACCGGACGGCCAGUUGCGGAACUCAAUACCUUGAAAUGCACCAUACGGUCACUGUGUGUGAUGUAAGAUUUCCUGGAGACAUACUCCUGGGGAUGGACUUUUUGAGAAGAACCACCUUUAACCUGUCCUCAAGGUCCCAGGAUGACAGCGCCUGCCUGACUUUAGAAGGCCAGGAGUUUCAUGUGAAUUAUACUGAUGCCCAAUCCCUGCAGCUGAGUGUAGUGAGAGUGACCACACCAGAAGUUCCAGUGAAUGCUGAAGAGAGCCGCUUUUCCCAGCUUCCACCACACAAUGUGCGUUUCUUGGAGGGUGUAGUGGCAAGGUCUUGUUCUGAUGAUGGGGAUGUUUUGUUUACACCGCAAGUAACAGCUGUGUGCAUAUCACCGUUUGUGCUGAGUACUGUUUCUAGACGGCGAUGCCCUGUGUGGGCAGUCAACAGCACAAGGCCAAUUCGAUUAACACAAGGGACAUGUUUGGGGAUGGUAUCUGCUGUCGAGGCUGUUUUUACGACAGAAACCUCAGCCUCCGAGACUUCCGACUCCAAUGCCUGCAAUUCUGCUUAUCCAGAUUUGAGUGAAGACAAAAGGGAAGAUGAGGAUUUCCAGUGGGAGGAAGACCAGUUUGACAGAACCUUUGUGAUAGAGGAUUUUGGUUAUGGCAGCACUGCCACUGAUGUUGCUGAUGAUCUUCCGCCAUCACAAGCCCUUGCCGCAAUCGAAGCUGCUAAUAUCCCAGAUUACCCAUUGCCCUUGGAGACUGAAUACCAGAUGCCUGAUCUGGAUCACUUAGGAGAAGAUCAACGCCAGGAGUUGCUGAGACUUCUGUGUAGUUACAGUACCCUUUUUGAUGGAGGUGAGGAUACUGUGGGCCACAUCCCAGGCAUUCAGCACAGGAUUGAUACAGGGCAAGCAACACCUGUAUGUACCCGCCAGUGGCGUCUCCUGCAAACAACCCGUCAAACAAUACGCA